Paramuricea clavata is the source of this 478-nucleotide messenger RNA. NCBI's taxonomy places the organism in Eukaryota, Metazoa, Cnidaria, Anthozoa, Malacalcyonacea, Plexauridae. The record is from the annotation of a GenBank genome assembly.
AUGAGGAGGUUUCCAUCUGCAGGUCACUCCAGUAGCGCUGCUAACAGUAACAAAGAUGAAGAUACAGAAAACACAAAGCUGACUUCCUUUGCCAAUUUUACGCCCACCAUAAAGAAAGGCAAACUGAAAGAAACGUUGUUGAAAAAUGGCCCGCAUGGUGUGUCACUGUUGCAGCUCAAAUCAUUGGAGCCACAUUUGCCAAGAGGAACAGAGAUUAUGCAGAAAGGUGUGUGCAAAGAUUUUAAACAAGGCUGGCUCUUAGAUGAAGUUGUAAAUUCGUUUUUUUGGUGCCUGCAAGAGUCUAAUUCACACAUCCUUUAUGUGCCAUCAACUUCCAUGCUUGUUCUGCAGAAGAAUGCUCCAUGUGGAAGACUGUGGAAGGAUGAGGACAUAACCUUGAAAAAAAUCAUUGUUGGCCCCUGGAACCCUACAAAACUACCACUGGACUCUAGUCGCUGUCGAUUUACAACUAAGGAAG